AUGGAUGGCGGUGGCCUGGAAGUCAAAUCCAUCAAACGAGAGAACAUUCAGACCUUGAACAAGGUCGAUCGCGAAGCGUGCAAGGCUUGGGCCAAAGCCGAGAAGAUGCACAAGGAAGCCAGGGACAGGCGAGAGCAGCAGGAGGAGAUCCAAAAGUACAAGAACGUCGUCGAGGCAAAGCUGUCGAAGCUUACGUUGACGGACAAAGCCAAGGACUUGCUGCGGACGCUUGGGCCGGAGCAGGCACUAAGUGUCUUGGAUCGGUGCGAAGGUCCCAGUGUUACAAACGUCAGCGGCUUUGUCAUCACGCAGGCCAAACUGCUUCUCGGGCAGGACUCCGACUCCGAGGGCGACGGUGAGUCGCAAGCAAAGAAGGCUUCGAAGCGUCUGCUUGCUGUGACACAUUGA
This is a messenger RNA of Symbiodinium sp. CCMP2592, 408 nucleotides long. The record is from the annotation of a GenBank genome assembly. NCBI's taxonomy places the organism in Eukaryota, Dinophyceae, Suessiales, Symbiodiniaceae.